Molecule: messenger RNA, 2183 nt
Organism: Coccinella septempunctata (seven-spotted ladybird)
Lineage: Eukaryota; Metazoa; Arthropoda; Insecta; Coleoptera; Coccinellidae
Exons: 5
Coding region: 1580-2170 (196 amino acids)
Source: RefSeq, a predicted model, not a curated record
AUGCAUUUUAUUUGUCAUAGUGACAGCUGUGAAAUUUUUUGGUUAUAAUUCACACAAAAAUAUUUAUUGGCAACUUCCAAAUAUUUAGAUAAACAAUAUCUGCGAAGAUGUUCCAAGUUCCUUGUGAUGUUAUAUAUUCGAAGGUUUUUUCAGAGCUCUAAUUUGUUUGUGUUGUGCAGUAUAUUACUUGCUGUAGGAUUUUUAUUCCAGUGCAAAGUCCUGUAUCAGGCUUAUCAGAAACGUUUGCGUUUCAACGAAUAUAACGAAAUGAUUGACGAAAUGACACAUAGUUUACAGGCAAUGGAGAGUGCUAUCAACCGAACUGACGAUAUGAUGAGAAUUCUGAAGAGGACAGUAAGAAUUAAGUCGAGGAAGACGUUGCGAAUUACUACGCAAACAUACAAAUCACAAAACGCCCAGCUCUAGUUAAAUUGGUAAAUUUUGAGCGGUGAAAAUUUUUGCACAAGUAACCUUGGCUUCAGCCCUUCAGUAGAUAGAACAAAAGAUGAGAAAUAAAUGAAGUUGUUGCCACAAUUUGUUAUUACCUUAGAGUAAUGUGUUUCUUUCCAUUGAAUAUUUUGUGAUCGAUAGUGUAGGCUGUUCUUAUUAGGAAAUUAAAAACUUAUAUUUUUAUAUUUUCAUUUAAACAUGGAAUUCAUAGUGCGUUUUCAUACGUUUAUAAUUGAAAUGUAAUUCAGUUGUUAAAGAUUCAGUUACUCCAGUUCAACGAUUGAUUUCAUAAGUUUGCUCAACCAUCUAUACUUUAUAUUAGUGUCAGAUCAUUAUAGCUUAUGAAUAUCAUAUAUCAUUUCUAUUGGCAAAAAACAAAUUUCAUAACAUGCGAAAGGUAAUGUUCCUUAAUAAUGAGACAAAACUCGAAAUCAACCAUGUAUUGUUGAAAUUACAAUAAUAAAUAUAUAUUUAUCUACAAAUUAAUAAUACCUUACAUUAACCAAUGUAAAUCAAAUUCACAAUAAAAUAUAUACAUCCAUUUGUUUGUCGUUUGUUCAUGAUUAUCACAUCAUUAUCUUGAACGAAAGCACAAAUUUGAGACUUUUUCGAAUAUACAAGAAAGUAUAACAGCAGAAUUAUCUUCUGCCGAAGUAGGAUGUGAUUUCAUCAAAUUUCGUAAAAGGAAGGUAAAUUAAGAAAGGCACAGAGGAAUCGAAAGUGCUUGUAAAAUGGUUCAUUGACGAAGUACUUUAAUUGUUAAGGUAUUAAUUUUUAGGCCGGAUGAGACGGUGCGGACAUCAAACUAAAAGUUAAACAAUUUUGUGAAUAAAUUAUUUUAUGUUUUUGGUAUAUAUUUCAAUAUUGAGAAAAAAUUUAAGAUGCCCAUAGCUCCGAAAUCAUCCGUCGAAUUUUUUGUCACUGCGCCCAUCCCAAUAGUUUGAGGUUUUAUAAGUAAUAGAUACACAAUUAACACAAUGGAAUUUGUGAUGUUUGAACACUAAUUAACAUGUCAGAAUUUGGUGACCCCGUUAAUAUUCCAUCAGCAUGCGGUAAACGGUAAAACGCUGGUUUUUUUAACGUUAGAUGUCCGGCAAUUGCGGUUAACAUACAUGCAUAGUUUCUAGCGAUGAUGAGAAUCGCUUCUUCUAGAUUUUUUCUGUUAGGGUUUUUUUUUCUCAAGUGUAAGGCAAUAGACGAUGCGGAUUUCAAAGUCGAUAACUGGAAGUUCCACUUCAUACCUGGCACUGGCAUGGGGUUAUUCAUGGCUCUAGCGUUGCCUUUAGGGGGCCCCUACAAAAAUGCUUAUCUGGCCUACAAUUUCGAAGCAAAUUACCUGGUACCUGGAAAUGAGACGUCUUUCGAAUAUCCACCUCUGUUAGGGAGAAAUAUCGACAGAACAUUGAUUUAUAAAGCUUUGGAGACCAAACUACGAUCAAUUGGAUACAUGGGAAAACCAUGUCUACUGAGAAUAAUAUGUGAACUGGCUUCUUCACAUACCAUUCUUCACGCAAAUGGCAUUCUAGGUGAUAUAUUACAUGUUGUAUUCACUCCGUCUUCGUCGAAAAAUCCUGAUUUGGAAGAAGAUUACGAAAAGGCCGAAGAAGUUGGCAGACAAGUGGGAAAUUGUUCGAAAUUUUCGAAAAAAUGCAGGACAAGUUUUCUAGAUAUUGUGACUUGGCUCGGCAACUCCAUUCAAAAAGAUGGAAAUGAACAAUAAAAUAUGAACUGAU